GAAACAUAUAACCCAAAUAUAGCUAGUGUCCCAAAUCAAAGCAUUUAUAUAAUCACAAUUUGGUGAGGUGCAAAAAAUAAUAUUUAGCAUAUAGAUAGAAAAAGUUAUUAGUUAGAUUAUAAAGUUAUGGCUUUCAAUCCACCUCGUUCAUUUAGAACCCCAACUUUCCGGUCACAACUUUCAGUUCGUCGUGUGUAUGAGACUUUCCAGCCUCGAUCAGAGAUGAAGGAAACUCCUGAAGCUCAUAUCCUACAAGUUUAUCUUCUUGGUUUUACAAAGGAUCAAAUGAAGAUUGAAUUGUUGGACACAUCAAGAAUGUUAAGGAUUACAGGUGAACGACCAAUUCAAGGAAAUAAAUGGAGAAAAUUUGACCAAACAUAUCCUGUUCCACAAAAUAGUGAGGCAGAGAAACUUGAAGCUAAGUUUGAACAAGGAACUCUCAUCCUUAAAAUGCAAAAGAAACUCAUUCCACAAUCACAAGUAGCUCCUAAACAAGAAGUGGAAAAAAGUCCACAAGAUCCUUCAAAUAAUAAAGCAAAUGUUGAUGAAACAAAGGUUGAAAAAGUCCAAGAAACCAUUCCACCACCACAAUCUACUAAAUUGGAAGAAUCAACUAAAGACAUGAAAAGUGAUUCACCUCAAACUCAAAGCCUUGAAGAUAAGACACAAAAUGAUAAUGACACAUCUUCUCAAAUUCCUAAAGAAACAUUUAGGAACAAUAGUCCUCAAAAGGGUCAACAAGAAUUUGAGCCAAAACCAAUAUCUAAAGACACACCCAAAAACCAAAUAGAUGAAAAGCCUCAAAAGGAUCAAGAAGAAUUUGAACCAAAAACAACAUCUAUAGAGAGAACCAAAACACAAAUAGAUGAAAAGGCUCAAAAGGGUCAAGAAGAAUUUGAGCCAAAAACAACAUCCAUAGAGAAAACCAAUUCACAAGCAAAUGAAAAGACUCAAAAGCCUCAAGAGGAAGUAGAACCAAAACCUAUGGUAAGAACGGUUACAACUGAAAAAUUAGGGGAAAAGAUAGUAACAAAGAGUGAUGAAGAUGUUGAGAAUGAAGUUAAAGAGAAAAAUGAGAAGCCUUAUGAGUCAAGCAACACAAUGAAAGAUGGGAAGAACCAAAAUUUAAAAGAAAAUGAAAUUGAAAAAGCAGAACCUUCUACUCCAAAUGUUUCACAAAAGGAAAAGGAAUCUUGCUGCAGAAAUUCUCCCAAUCAAGAAGGGAAUAUGAAUGGAAUAAAAAAAUUAGCUGUUGCUUCUUCUCAAUUUGUAACAAGAAUAGCAGAAGGGAAAUUGAGUGGUGAAGAGAGACAUUUAGUUGAAAAUGUAGGUGCUGCAGUUCUAGUGAUUGCUGCAUUUGGAGCCUAUGUAUCAUAUAGGUUUUCCUCUUGAGGGAGAACUAUUAUUAACUAGUUCUACUUGAACAUGAAGAAAUAAUGAACUAUAAGUCAUGUGGCUUAACAACAUCUUAAUCCAUGAUUUUUAGUUUAACUUUUAUCCUAAUCCUAAUAGCAAAUGCAAAGUUGUAAUUAUAUUGCUUGAUUAUUUGUAAAUUAUUACAUUUCCUCUCA
Messenger RNA from Trifolium pratense (red clover), 1571 nucleotides. RefSeq names its product inactive protein RESTRICTED TEV MOVEMENT 2-like. The record is from RefSeq and is a predicted model, not a curated record. Bases 127 to 1392 code for a protein of 421 amino acids. Lineage: Eukaryota; Viridiplantae; Streptophyta; Magnoliopsida; Fabales; Fabaceae. The transcript is spliced from 2 exons.